AUGGAUCAAAGUAUUGAAGCAUUACAAACAUACAAUGGUGGCAUCAUCUUUGUUAGCUAUUUGAUUGCAGUGAUUGGUGCGCUGACGACGUUGGAAUUACUACAAAGGCGCACACACAUUCGAGGAUACUACAAUUGGUUUCUACUGUUUGCUGCAGCAUGUUCAAUGGGUGGUGUUGGCAUCUGGUCAAUGCAUUUCAUUGGAAACAACAGCUUGAGAAUCACUUUGAAUAAUGGGGAUCAAUACCAACUAUCAUAUUCAGCUGGAUUUACGUUUGCUAGUCUGGUGGUGGCUAUUCUCACUAUGUUCUUAGCAUUUGCAUUUGUCGGUAUUACCGAAGAAGCGAGAAUAGCGCGAAUUAUACCUAGUGGUAUCAUAGCUGGGUUUGGUAUUGUGUCUAUGCACUAUUUAGGUCAAGUUGCGAUCGAUUUUUUUCAGAUGAGGAAUAAGAUUGCUUUUGUCAUUGGCGCUUCAAUCAUCGCAGUGUGUGCUGUUACAGCUGCUCUGUUCAUCUUCUUCAAACUGCGCGAACAGUGGGAGAACCAAUGGUACAAGCGUCUUGGGUGCGCAAUGUUAAUGGGCGUUGCGGUUUGUGGCAUGCAUUACACAGCGCUGGUAGGAACAAUGUACUACCCUGGAGACUCUCGUACCGGGCCACCUACGCCUGUGCUCCCAACAGCGGCUCUCAUUGGCAUCAUCUCGGCGAUUGUUAUAGCAGGCUGCAUCAUUUUGUUUGUUAUUGUGGCAAAAGCUAAGAUGGAGAACAGCAAACUCCCCUUUCAAAAAAAACCUCAAAAGCGACUCAUUUUGGAUACCAUAUUCUUUGAUACAAAUGGUAGAAUCCUCGUCAAAGUCGAUGGCGUGGUGCCAAUGAAGGAAAUAUUGAGCGAACUGCCUGAAAACGAUUUUCAGGAAAAUUUGACGUCGAACCAUCCACUGUUCAUACGACUAUUCGAAACUACCAUGCAAUGGUCGAGAUCAGAGAAUAAAGCGGACUAUCAGCACAGCAAUGCAGACCAUCACCUUCAAGACACUCAGCCGACGGCUAAUUUAGCUGCUUACAACGCCAUCAACGAUUCAUUCAUCCAAGCAGCACAUGAACUAGUGGAGGAAUUGCGGUUUCAACAGUUGUCAGAUCUUGGAUUUUUGUUUGAUUCUGUCAUGAAUACAAACACUAUAUCAAAAAAGAGCAUGUUUUCUCAGGAACCCAAGAAGCUACCUGUUAUUCGAAGAACGAGUAGCACAGCAUCAUGGUUACUCACAAGUUUGAAUCCAAAAGAUGCACACAAGUCCAAUGUGCAGCAGCAACAGCAACAGCAACAACAAAGACGCACAUCAUCUUACUCUGCUUCUACUCCUGAAAAUGCCACAGUCAUUGAUAUUUUCAACGCGUCUUCAGACCAAGUAUCGCCAGCAAACAAUAACUUGACUGUACGAGAUGCUAACUCUGAGGAUCGCCAUAUCUUUCUGGUCAAAAAGAUUGAUUCCAACAAGGAUCUCGUCAAUCUACUGUCGAUAGGCUUUCGAUUUGCAGAGCCUGUAUUCAUUUCAAAGACGAUGGGAGAGAAGCUCAAAGUGCCCUCAGAGUACAUGCUAAAUUACUUUCGCGAUAUGCAGCAAAUGACAGAGGCAGCAGCUACCAUGUACACCCCGAUCAAAUCAUCCGGCUACUCCAUGUACAGCUCACCUACAUUUAAAAAGCAACUCGACCUCAAAAACAGCGAAAUUCGCAGUGGCGUCUUUGUGGGUCUGUUUGCACUAGUGGAAGAUCAAGAAACCUCGAAUCAAGUGCCUUAUUUUAUUGUGGACAAGGAAAAGAGAUACACAUUCCCCAUGGUCCAACUUACAUUAGAUAACGGCAGCAAACCCACUACGCUGACUAGGCAACAAAAGAACACCAUCUUGAGUCUGAGUGGGCAAUCGCUAGCGAAUAUAUCCAGCAUAGAUUCUAAGAAUCCCAACAAGAGCAAGCAAUUCUUUGCGGAAGACGAUCACACCCAAGAUAGCAAUAACUUCUCGCCUGUGUCGACGCAGCAGAGUGUAGGAUCUGCCAGAACUUUGAUUGACACGACGUCUCUCAGCAGUAAUAAUGCAUCAUUUCCUGCAUUUGGCUCGAAUUCUAGUAGAUCUACUGUACCAACAUUGGACAUCGAAGAUGCCAAUGCGCAAUUCAUUCGGUCAUUGGAAGCUGCAGCGAAAUCAUUGAUCAGCUCAUCAAGCUAUGGCAAGCCAUUAGCUACAUCUGCAAAAUUGUAUGGCGAUGUAUUGGAUAUCCCAGCAUUUUCAUUGCGAGCAGGUCAGUGUCAACUGAUCCUGUUUAGAGCACACAUCACUACACCAGGCACGCGAUUUGCCAUCAACCAAACACUGACAGAAACCAUCAAAUGCACGCCGUUUCCCAUGUACCGCAGUUUCACACACCACAUCACUCAAAUCGCACUAGAAAAGUACCGUGCUGAAGAAAGCAGGUGCAAGACACCAGCCUCCUAUCUCACUCAACAGCGUCUUUACCAGUCCACAGCUGCUCGUAAUAAGGAUUUGCAACAAAUAGAGGAUAUCGAAGAUGCAUUGUCAGACGGCCAGACCGAGGAGGAUGAGGAUGAUAACAAACAUCAACAUGAGCACUUGAACGAACACGCGUUGACGGCAUAUCGACCUGCUCCAAAGGGAGAGCCAUCCCCGCUUCAACCACCCCCACCACAGGCGUUUUCGUCUCUUCCUCCUCCACCUCGCGUCAAGCGCAACAAAUUCGCAUUUCCUUCUAAUAUAGGCUCGCUAGACAUCAGCCAUCUCAGUAAAGACUUUUUGCCCAACAUGCUUAAAGGUGCUAAUAAUAUACCACUCAGUCCUGUUCCACCAUCGUCAGCUGGUGGUCCAGGAUCCUCUACAGAAGCGCCUAUUGUGUUAAACUUGCUGCCUGCCAAUGCUAGAUUUUGGUGGCUAAACAACAUGUAUGAAGAAACAUUCAACAUUUAG
Molecule: messenger RNA, 2976 nt
Organism: Mucor velutinosus
Lineage: Eukaryota; Fungi; Mucoromycota; Mucoromycetes; Mucorales; Mucoraceae
Product: ubiquitinyl hydrolase 1
Exons: 5
Coding region: 1-2976 (991 amino acids)
Source: RefSeq, a predicted model, not a curated record